UUGUUUUGAAUCCGGUGUUCAGUGUUGAUCGAGACGCGAGAGGGAGUGGACUGUCGCCGUGCGUGUCUGUCUCUGCCGCAGGAUCGUGUCUUGUGCCUCCCGCUGUGAAGUGAGAGAAAGAUAGACAAGAAAAAAGGAAACCAAAACAAACUAGCUGAUCAACAUUCAGAAUAAAAGAAAAACAAAACUAAUUACAACAAAGAAAAUUAAAAAGUGAUAACAAUAACUUCAGGAAAAGACUAAAACACAAAAUCAUUACUCAAGAAAAAAAAAGCUUUGAAAACCAAAAUAAUGAUGUUUAAUAAAAGUGAUCGGCACUGACGAGGGGAAGACUGUUGGCGAAGAGCGACCUUUCAUUAAUACCCAGGGCUGAGGGGGCGAGAGGGGCGCUAGAGGGAGCUGCGGAGGGAUGGGCCGCCCCCCCACCCCCACCUCCUGACGGGGCCACGGCUAUCACCCCCACCCCAGGGAAGGAGGAGGAGGAGGAGGAGGAAGACGAGGAAUACAAGGCGUGUGAGAGGAUAAGAAAAAGAAGGGAAUAAGGGAGGAUAAAAGGAGGGAGGAUAUAAGGUUCGUAAGGAUAAAAGAAGCGAAUCAAAGAGGAAAGAAGAGAGAGAGGAAAACCCAAGUGGCCGAAGGUUCUCAAGGUCAAAGAGACGGAUUUGUGCACGGAGGCAACAAUCACCAACCUCACGGAGCAAGAAGAAAGGAAAGAAAAGGAAACAAAUAACUUCGAGUCAUUUGGUAUAUAAAUAAAGAAACAGGAAGGAAAAGAAAAUAGAGGAAAAGAUGAAACCAGGAUAUUUCAUGGGUCGUAAAAGAUAACUAUAAAAGAAAGAAAAAGAAGAACAAGAAGGGAAGGAACGGAACAAGAGUCGUAAGAUAAAAAACACAACAAAAGGAAACGAAACCAAGCUGUCAAGAAGGGAGAGGGAGAGAAAAACAGGAAGAAAGAAAACGAAUCAAAUCAAAACAAACCUUAACGCAGACACAACAAAGGGAAGCAAAGACUGACUAACGAAGCGAAUUUUAAACGUGACGCAGAACGAAGAAAGAAAACGGAGGAGGAGAAGGAGGUGGCAAUAGUGACUGGCAGCUGUGGUAGUGGUGUACGUGCGUGCGUGCGUGAGUGUUCGUGAGUGUGCGUGGCGUGCGUGAGUGACCUUGAACCGUGAGUGCCUUGCUCGGGGCCAUGGAUCGAAGGUCGAGGUCGCCGCUGAAGAAGCCGGAGGUGAAGCGGCGAACUCUGAGCAUCACGAGGCGCCGGAGACUGUCGGUGGACGAAGGGCGGCAGGUGACCCACGCCAGAAAAGAGUUCGUGGCUCACGGUGCCAAUGUCAACUGCCUGGCUCUGGGUCACAAGUCCGGCCGCGUGCUGGUGACGGGUGGUGACGACAAGAAGGUCAACCUAUGGGCCGUGGGCAAGCCGAACUGUAUCCUGAGCCUCUCGGGUCACACCACCCCCGUCGAGUGUGUGCGAUUCGGUGGGUCUGAGGAGCUGGUGUGUGCUGGGUCCCUCAGCGGCGCACUCAAGAUCUGGGACUUGGAGGCAACCAAGAUCGUGCGCACCCUCACCGGCCACAAGGCGAACAUCAGGUGCAUCGACUUCCACCCCUAUGGAGACUUUAUCGGCACCGGCUCCCUCGACACAAAUAUUAAGCUAUGGGACAUCCGGCGGAAAGGCUGCAUCUUCACCUACAAGGGCCACAACCUCACCGUCAACAGCCUCAAGUUUUCCCCCGAUGGACAGUGGAUAGCCUCAGCGGGGGAGGACUGCAUCGUGAAGCUAUGGGACCUCCGUGCGGGCAAGAUGAUGACCGAGUUUGCUGACCACUCUGGACCAGUGAGCGACGUGGAGUUCCACCCUCAUGAGUUCCUGCUUGCUUCGGCCUCACAUGACCGCACCGUCAACUUCUGGGACCUGGAAAAGUUCUCUCUCGUCUCUGCCACAGAUGCCGACACUGGGCCCAUCAGAACCAUUGCCUUCCACCCUGACGGAGACUGUGUGUACGCUGGCUCCCCCGACGUGCUCAAGGUGUACGGGUGGGAGCCAGCGAGAACCUUUGACACCGUGGCCAUGGGCUGGGGCAAGAUACAGGAUAUUGCCAUCGCACAGAACCAGCUGAUUGGUGCCGGCUUCCAUGGGGUCCACGUCUCCCUGUACGUGGUGGACCUGAAGCGCGUGCAGCCCUUUGGUGGCCCCCAGCAGGACGUGCCCUCCACCUUCCGCUAUGGCGCCGCGAUACGUAAAAGCUUUAGCAAAGAUAAAAAUUCUGGGAAGGCCACGGUGGAGUCCAUGAAGGUGGAGGAGGCAUCAGACACAGGGGGGGAGGAUCCUCAGGAGGAAGACCCGCCCCCAGAGAUCACCAACCUCAACGACUACAACGUUAUCUUCAAGACGCGGAGAGAACUACAGAGAACUCCACCCCCGCUCGAGCCCAAACCCACCAUAAACAAUAAUAAUGACCCAAUGGUGCCACAAGUCAUGUCUAGUCCUGAUGUGAUAAGACCAGAGCCUGUGAGACCUUCCCCCGCGCAGACGGCCCGCCCCACCACCCCGGACACCACCAGACGGGGCUCCUCCCACAGUGUAUCUCACCUCCCCCGCCCCAUCUCAACCCCCAGAGAGAACGCCACCCCAAGAUAUGAUAAUGGUAACCAGCCCCAGACGCCUCCCUCAAACCCCGCCAGUUUUCCAAGUCUGUUCGAAAGACGCAGCUCCACUCAGGACCCGUCGGUGUACAACUCCUCUCCCCAUAGAGAUCACUCACUCAGCGGCAGCGGCAGCCCCAACCUGAGCAAUCAGCCCUACCGGCCGCGAGCCAUUUCUGAGAGUCGCAGGGAGACCCGGGAUGGAUCAGGAGCGCCAAGCGAGCCUGAGGGCAGCAGGUACCACAUCCGCCACAGCCCUUCAGAGCCUUACCUGGUACGGCAGAACUCCUCCCCUGUACCUCCCGUCUACCCCAUCUCGUACCACGACUCAGCCCCAAGUCUGCCACAACUGGCGAGACCCGAUAUCACUAACCUUAGUCGCAGCCAAGCCUCCUCCAAGCCUGACAUCAUGGCUCAUUCCAAGCCCCUGGACCGGCCAGCACUAGUAAGGGCAGGGCCAAGGCCACACUUACCCCAGAGUCCUGAUGUGUCCUAUCUAGGCACGCCCAAGACCACUAGUCCUGAAAUUUCUUACAUGGGCACCCCAAAGGAGCUGCCAGACUAUAGCUACCAGAAGGAUGGCAUGAAGGACACAGGCUUCUCUUCAGCCUUCUCGACGCAGCAAGACAAAGGCAUCAUUAACUUUGAUGACUUCUUGCCUAACAAGAUUGGUGGGAUGACCCUGAGUGGAGGCGGCACCACUACCAGCCUGACGGGCAUCGCCGGCACGGAGAUGUCGGAGCAGGAGGUGAUCAACAGCAUCAUGGGCGGCCACUCGUCCAUGAUGUCCGUCAUCUCAGCGCGGGCCCGGGGGCUGCAGAUUGCCCACAAGCUCUGGCAGAACAAGGACCUGAGGACGGCAGUGGAGCAUGCACUCAACACUGGGGACCAAGCACUUCUGUCUGACUUGCUCACUAUUAUUAAUCUGCGCCCAACAAGUUGGAAUCUGGACCUCCUGACAGCACUCCUUCCUCCUGUCAGUUUGAUGUUGCAGAGUAAAUAUGAAGCGCAUGUGAUGGUUGGAAGCAAUUCUCUAAAGCUCAUGAUCAAGAACUUUGCUACAAUGAUCAAAUCCAACUUGAGUGGCCCAAUUCACUCAGUGGGGGUCGACAUAUCCAGAGAAGAGAGAUACCACAAAUGUGCCGAGUGCUACAACCACAUGAUGUCCAUACGAGCAUUCCUGCUGAAGCGUCAGACUGUCCAGGGGAAGAUGGGCACUGUCUACAGGGAGCUGGUCAUCCUUUUACAGGCGUUUGAUUAGCCGAGUGUUAGCUCAGAGGUGAUCCAUUGUGAUGCUUCUAAGUGGCCCCCGUGUGGCACCUCUGAAAGUUCCCCAGGUAGUGACUGUGACCAAGAGCACUGGGCUAACAGCUGGCUGGCUCAGCACUGAAGUGACCAGCCUGGGAAGUAUACAAAGGACCGGAGGUGGGCAAAUGUGAUUGUGGACAUGUACAAUGGCAGGAAACAGUUCUUAGUGGUGUACUUGUAAGAGCAACCUUAUGGUACAUUGUGAUAAAACUACUGAAUCUUUAACUGAAGGUAUUUAAUCCUCAAAUAAGAAUAAGAGGAAUGCUUUGAAAAUGUAGAAAGUAUUACCAAAUAUUAAUAUAUAACAGUAUAUGACAGAGUGCCCUAACCUUUGCUAUUACCACUGCACUGUGUCUGUAUAUAUAUCUCUGGAAGUAUGGAAUAGGUGCUUAUAACAUUAAAAAUAUUCUCCAAAGUGAUGGUGAUUGAAAAGACUGAGCAAACCAGCUGAUUUCAAGGAGGCAUAGCAAAGCCAGGGAUGCAUGAGGCCACAGAGCCACACUGUCAUCAGCUGCUGGCUGGUGCAUGCACAGUGAGGUUACUUAGUCACUCAUUAUAUAUAUAAAAUUUGUGCCUUCUCAAUUUUUUACUCGGUGUCCAGCAUGGCGCUGAGCCUAGUAGCAGCAGGCAGUACUAGUAGUGUGGUGGCCGCCGGGUUGCUAGGCGGCUCUCAGCUUUACUGGUGGGAUGGUACAUUAUCAUUCUCCAAUGUUGUGAUUUUAAGAAACUCAUUUUGUUGCCAGAUAUGUUGUUUUCGCGCUGCAGUGCCUCUUCCCACUUUGUGUCUCGCAGGGAAGGGAAAGCGUUGCCUCUUGUUUCACAUUCCCAGCGGCCCCUUUGUGGUCUGGUCAAGAACCCUUCACACUCCCCUAGAGGCCACUUACACAGACACCUCGGCUAACUUUCCUGUAAAAAUUACAGUAUCCCCCUAAACAAAUACUUUUAGUUUAGCAUCAACUCUCAGAAACACUACACUAGAAUUAUGAGGGUUCUUAAAACUGAGGCUUUGAAAGGUCUUUUUGAUUGACCUUUAGAGUGGCAAGGUUUAAAGAAAAGUCUGUUAGGAAGUGUGUCUAGUGUCCCUGAGCCAUGGUCUUGCAGUCCACACAGGAGCAGUCCAACACUGUCUCCAGCUGGCAUGGGAGCAAGUGUCUUGAAGACGUUUUUGUUUUCUAUUAUUUUUAUUUUGUUUUCUGCUCAAAUUUGUGAGGUGUUUUCACGCUGGCCUGGCUGGGCAGUGCCAAAUACUGAACUCUUGCCUACUUGUGUUGCAGCACAUUGCUGUGGAAAUUUCCUCCAAAUUGUUGGAGAGUCUAUACAUUUGAUUUCCUGUUUUACUCACUCUAAAUAUGAUGUAAUCUGUGACUCAGGAUGUUUUCUAAAGUUUCUCUAUGCCAAAUGUCUUAUGUUGAUUUUGUCCCUUUUCUGUAUGAAUAAUUUUUUCUUCCAUCAUCCUUCUCUGCAUUUUCAGUUUUUAGUUUAUUCCUUUCCCUUUGGCUCACUGUUAUUUAAUACUUUGCUGUCAUUUUCAUCGAGAUAUCAUUCAACUGAUUGAAAGAUAUUUUACAGUAUUGUUUUCCACCGUACUGAAGUAAGAGAUACCUCCAGGCAUUUUUAUCAAAGGGCAGUCUGGGAAGGGCUGCCUCUGAUGCCCCUCCAGAGGGAGACGCUGCUGGCAGUAGAGGGAUCAGCCUCCCAGGACCCCCAUUGUAUAGUCAGUGCUUGCUUGUAGCCAUUACCAAUGCAAUCAGCAGUUGUGUGCCUUGGAGGGAGUAGAAGUCUGUGUCAUUAUGAUACUAUAAUAAUUUACCGUGAGUUAACAUUGUGCUUGGGUUAAAUGAAAGGGCAUUGAAUUAAUAUGCAGAUCAUGCAAACAUGCUUGGGCCAACUAACCUCAUGAGCCAGAUGAAGAGGCAGGUGAUGGCUGGAAUCACCUGCCCCAGGUGAUUCUCACGCCAGGAACGAGGCUGAUCUCAAGGAUGUUUUGUAAAGUUGUUUUGAUUGUUCCAAGAUCUUGAAUGGCUUGAUAAGUGUAUAAUGUGGACUCAGAUAGUAGGACAGAGAUUUUAUGAUGUGAUUCAAAGCAUUGUUACGUGUUUAUGCUUCAGGAAGGUUAUGCUAGAAGUUUUAAAUUAGUAGUCAAGAGAAUUAUUGUUCAUAAGUGGUGUUGUGAGUGUGGCUGAGUCAGCAAAUGGAAGAGAAGGAGUAUGUAGAGAGUACAAGUGGUUAGGAAGACUAGUGGAAAUGUUCUGGUGUAAGUGUUAAAUAAAGUGAGAAUGUAAGUUGUAGUAGAGUGAGGGCGUGAGCUUUUGUUUAACUGAGGAUGCCAGUGCUCAGAAAUGUGAGAUUUUGUGAACCUGGGAAGGUGUUGAGGGCAGGCGUGUAAGGCAGCGCAGUGUUUGGGUGACUCAGCGGCGUGUGUUCUCAUCCCUGUUCCUUGAUGCAACAGUAGACGAUAUCAAGCGUCGAGGCAAGACACAAGCACACACACCAAAGGAAAAUAUCUUCACCCCUGUGAUUCACUGAGCUGUAUUAUGCUUGUGUGUUUCUAUUGCUGACAUAAUGUAUCAUGAACAUUUUCAGUAUAUAUUCUCACCAUAGUAUUUCUUUGUGAAGAAGGGAAGACUUUUGCUGUGACCACCCACUUGAGGAAGCACUAAAGACGAGGUAUUAGAGAAGACAUUACUGAAUUCUUGCUAUAUUAACAAAGCAACAUGCAUAAUUAUUUUAGCCCAUUGAGCUCAUCAGGACAGGGGUGAAGGUACCUUAUUUCUAUGUGUGUAUCACCAUGAGCAGGUGCAACAGAAUUCCAUCCAACUCUACAUGUUUUGUUUCCCAAGACCCCUUCAGCCAUGACCAGACAAUGGAGACUUGCAGCUGGAGUCUGCUGGAGGCACUCAACUCACACUCAUUCCAAAGUCAACUGAAGGACUACUGUACUACUUUCUUAACCAAAUACGUAGCUUAAGUUUAUUACAACUUACAUUUAUUUAACCUUAGCAAUGGCUGUGUCGGGGAAGGAAUGGUUGUUUUUGUAUGUACGUUGAUUCAUCGCGACUUGGUUCUCUGCGUGUGUGACCUGCGCUUCAGUCCUGGUGCUCACCCUAACAAUAACUAACUGGAUCUCAAAGGAACUGUCUUUUGUGUUGCAUCCACUCGCCCGGCUGACUUCCAGGGGCUGGUGAUGCUCCUCCACCAGCCGGCCUGGGUCAGCAGUCUCAAAAUUAUAUGUAUUGUGAACCUGGCAAUACUGGUAGUUGAUUAUGAAGCUUAUCUGUUACUUUUUGUGGGACCAUCCAUGUGUGGAGUGAGUGUGUGUGUUGUGAGUCAGGAAACGGUUCGUCUGUACGUGAUUCAUUGUUUGUUGGCCAUUUGAUCAUGACUUGUGUGUGAGUGUGUUGUAUGAGACAGGAAAGUGAGUCUGAUCUUUUACUGCGGCAGCUUGUCAAGAACAACAAACAUAAAUGUUAUCCCUGAAUCUAGCUAAAAAAGUUGAUGCUUUGGCCCUUGCAAUUAUGUUCAUGCAGGAUUUUGAGAGACCUUUGGAAAUAGUAAUAAAACUUUCACCUCAUGGCCAUGCAAUCUGUAUGUAAUGCAAGGCUGUUUAAAAGGCUUCUGGACAUGCUUUAUUCAGUUUUUUGUUGUUCUUGGUCUUAUCUAAUGCAAGGCUGUUUAAAUAAAAAGACCCCUGAACAUGCUGUCUGUAGAUUUAGUUCAUUCAUCAUGUCAUGCCAUCAUUGAAAAAUUCUAAGUAGUGUUGGUCACACGAAGGUACCAAAUGUAACUUUUGUUUGUUUCUAGUGUGUGUUUAAGAUUGUCACAAAACACUCCUGCAGAAACAUUGUGAAUUCAUCUCAUUAAUUCAUAUUUCUACAUGGAGAGAGGAAUGGCAUGGGAGGAGGAAAGGGAGAGCUUAGAAGUGGGAUGAUGACUGUAUGAAGGUUGUCACAAAACCCUUGCUGUAACAUCUUGAAUUCAUCUCAUUAACUCAUUUUUAUACAAAGAAAAAUUAAUUGUGUGGAAGAAGGAGAAGAAAUGAGUCGUGUUGAUUAUAUUGAGUGGAGAGUGAAGGCUGCAUGGAUGGUCCCAGUUUAUUAUUAUUUAAGUUCAGGCCAACAACUGAUCAUCUUGUCCACAGUGUGACAGAGAGGAAAAAAUAGGGAAGGAAUAUUUAUAGUGUAAAUAGAUAAUAUGGUGUACAGAGUUUGUGAUAAUAAAAUAUUGUUAAUUUCUAA
Messenger RNA from Eriocheir sinensis (Chinese mitten crab), 8195 nucleotides. RefSeq names its product katanin p80 WD40 repeat-containing subunit B1-like (gene kat80). Gene Ontology annotation, biological process: microtubule severing; microtubule depolymerization. The transcript has 18 exons. Gene Ontology annotation, cellular component: katanin complex. Gene Ontology annotation, molecular function: microtubule binding. The coding region runs from base 1193 to 3913 and encodes 906 amino acids. The record is from RefSeq and is a predicted model, not a curated record. Lineage: Eukaryota; Metazoa; Arthropoda; Malacostraca; Decapoda; Varunidae.